Messenger RNA from Pseudonaja textilis, 1595 nucleotides. Its product is annotated as deoxyribonuclease-1-like 2. Gene Ontology annotation, biological process: DNA catabolic process. Gene Ontology annotation, molecular function: deoxyribonuclease I activity; DNA binding. NCBI's taxonomy places the organism in Eukaryota, Metazoa, Chordata, Lepidosauria, Squamata, Elapidae. Gene Ontology annotation, cellular component: nucleus. The record is from RefSeq and is a predicted model, not a curated record.
AGGAACGGGGGAAAUGAAACCAGGCAGGGCAGCAGAGCGGUCAACUUCAGCACGCAUCCUUCACUAUGCUACUCAACUGGUUGGUUUGGCAUUUAUUGUGAGUAAUAAAUACACCAAGUCAGGUGACCUCAGGCCCCAAUUCAGUGAAAUCUGCUGGGCUUCUUUGCUCUUCUCUGCUGGAUCUCGAAAGAGGCCAGAGAUGCUGUCUGGACAGCAGAGCAGGUGGGCAGGGGUCCCAUGAUCCAGGGCCACAAAGCAGAGCCCCAGGAAUUGCCUAGGCGUUUCACUUGGGGCAGCUGCACAUGGUUAGGCGAGCAAAGUUCCCAGUCUGCGUUCUCAGGAAAUUCAGGAAGAUCAGGGCUGACUUCCCAAAAGCCCCAGGGAACCCAGCGUUGCCCCCGUUCUUGCAUCUCGUGGGUUGCACUGAGAACGCACCUGGAGUACAAAAAUGGACAGAGCGACAGAGCCAUUUGGGGGCCGUACAGUACAGUACAGCCCCACCACCGGUUGGCAGCACAGCUGACCAUGAAGUCAAAUUGCGGGCAGCCACUCUCCGCCUCGUCCACGCCCUCUUCUCUUUCCCCGCUUCAGGCAGCAGCAUGAAAGUAGCAACUGCCCUCCUUGGGCUGGCCUGGAUGCUCCAUGCAGCAGUGGCCCUGCAAAUCUGCGCCUUCAACAUCCGGAGUUUUGGAGAUAGAAAACUGUUGGACCAGAGUGUUUCUGAAAUUAUUGUGAAGAUCCUGUCCCGGUACGACCUUGUCCUCGUGCAAGAGGUGAGGGAUGCUGACCUCAGCGCAGUCCAGGAACUGGGAGAGCAACUCAACAGGGCCUCCAGGCACUCUUACGACUACGUGAUCAGUGAGUCGUUGGGCCGGGAGAACUACAAAGAGAUGUAUCUCUUCCUGUACAGGACACAGAGCUUCUCUCUUGUGGACCAGUACCAGUAUCCCAAUCCCGACAGCAUCUUCAGCAGGCCUCCGUUCAUCGUGAAGUUCGCCACUUCUGACUCAAAGAACGAGCUGGUACUGGUGCCCCUUCAUACCCCUCCAAGUGAGGCUGUGGCAGAAAUCGAUGCUCUCUACGAUGUCUAUCUGAAGAUGAUUGACAGGUGGCAGACUGAUAACAUCAUGUUCCUGGGGGACUUUAAUGCCGAUUGCAGCUAUGUGGGGAAGAAAGACUGGAGCUCCAUCCGUCUGCGCACCAGCGAGGUUUUCAAGUGGCUCAUUUCAGAUGACACAGACACCACCGUGGGCAACUCCGACUGUGCCUACGAUAGGAUUGUUGUGAGCGGCUCAAAACUAAGGAAGUGGAUUGUGCCCAAGUCUGCUAAAGUGUUUGACUUCCAGAGGGCAUUCAAGCUGAGCCAAGAGGAGGCUCUGGCUGUCAGUGAUCAUUUCCCAGUGGAAGUGGAGCUGACGUCCCCCUGAAGCUCUCAAUUGCCAGGCUGCUUGGCCUGACAAGGGUGGGACGAAAAGGGAUACCGGGCUUCUGGCAGGCACCAGCACCACACAUCCUGCCUUGCAAGUCACCUCUAGAUUUCCAGUGACUUGGAUUUCUGCUGAGCCUUGACUGGGACCUGGGAACCUGAAGGAGCG